This is a messenger RNA of Myxocyprinus asiaticus (Chinese sucker), 5133 nucleotides long. It is a transcript of the gene zbtb18, whose product is annotated as zinc finger and BTB domain containing 18. The transcript has 2 exons. The coding region runs from base 533 to 2209 and encodes 558 amino acids. NCBI's taxonomy places the organism in Eukaryota, Metazoa, Chordata, Actinopteri, Cypriniformes, Catostomidae. Gene Ontology annotation, molecular function: protein binding; RNA polymerase II cis-regulatory region sequence-specific DNA binding; DNA-binding transcription factor activity, RNA polymerase II-specific. The record is from RefSeq and is a predicted model, not a curated record. Gene Ontology annotation, cellular component: nucleus. Gene Ontology annotation, biological process: regulation of transcription by RNA polymerase II.
CUUUUUUUCUGUUUGUAAGGACUAAUUUAGAACUUGCAGAUUUGAGCUGCCUGAAUUGGCUAGACAGCUGUAAUCGCACUCCUCCUAGUCUUAAUCUCUUUAUCUGGGCAGCAGCUGCCAUAUGGUCUCAGUCAGCUGGAUCAGAUGUUCAUAAGCCUCCUUCUACGUCCCUCUCUGUUCUCCCAGUCUCCUAAUUUGAUCGCUGCUACCUUGUGAGCUGUCCUGCAAUCUUUAUUUUUAGCCAUCUUAAGGAUUAGGAUUGAUGUGGACUACGGGGCACUUAAAGUGAUUGUAUUGUUAAUCUGCGGUGGACUGCCUCUUUGGGGAGGAUGUUCCAUUUCUUCAAGAUUUGGGGAGGGGGAAAAGGGGAAGGAGAGGGUUGCCGAGAGGUUUGUUAUUACCUCUCCUCCUAUAAGCCCCUCAUUAAUGAGGGUCUGAAGGCUGUUCUGGGGGGAGCAGGGAGUUUGGCUUGGUGUUCCAAUCAGAUUUAAAUGUGGACCAAUAUGAUUUCAUUUUAGUCCGCUUGUUGAACAUGAUGCCUGUGCAUUUUUUUAGACGAGAACAAUCUCGGCGGGUAACAGGUUAUGAAGACAACAUGGAGUUUCCAGACCACAGCAGACAUUUACUACAGUGUCUGAGCGAGCAGAGGCAUCAGGGAUUCCUUUGUGACUCCACUGUGCUGGUUGGUGAUGCCCAGUUCCGAGCCCAUCGUGCAGUGCUGGCUUCAUGCAGCAUGUACUUCCAUCUCUUUUACAAGGACCAGCUAGACAAAAGAGACAUUGUUCAUCUGAACAGCGACAUUGUCACGGCCCCAGCCUUCGCUCUCCUGCUUGAGUUCAUGUACGAAGGAAAGCUCCAGUUUAAAUCUCUUCCAGUGGAGGAUGUGCUGGCCGCUGCAAGCUACCUCCACAUGUACGACAUCGUCAAGGUGUGCAAGAAAAAGCUCAAGCAGAAAGCCACGACUGAGGCGGACAGCACCAAGCGAGAGGAGGAUGCUUCCAGCUGCUCGGAUAAGGUGGAGAGCUUCUCUGAGGGUGGAAGCACGGGUCGACCGGCCACUGCCGACCUGCUGCAGAGCGACGACGAGGACAUGGAGAACAAGCGGGACAGCCCUCAGGAGCCGGGUAGCAUGUGGAUGCGUCUGCCCUCAGACCGGACAGCAUCUCCCACCACUAGCCCCAGGGAGGCAGAGCCACAUGGUCCUGACACUGGCAAAUCCCCUACUGGCAGCCCCAGCAGCUCCACCGGCUCCCUGUCCCGCCGCUCCACGGCAUCUCGGAGAAUCUCCGCCGACGCAGAUUGUGUGCUGGACCUCUCUGUGAAGUCUGGCCUGACCGGUGGUCCUGGGGAGACCAUGGCUGGUAACCCUUACUUCUGCAGCUCAGUGAACCCAGAUAGUCUGCAGAGCUCCCUGGUCCAGGUGAAGGUGGAGAAAGACACGGGCUCAGAGGAUGAUGAACUUGUGAGUGGAGACUAUGAGAUGGAGCACAGCGGUAUGAAGGAGCCACCUAGCACCAACGGAACUCACAUCAGUCUCAUAGCACAACGCAGACUGGGUCUGGAAGCUCACCUCUCAGCCUUGCGCGAGGCCUCGCUAGCCAGCGAGCUCGAGCGGGAGGACAAAGAAGGCGACGAUGACACGGACGGCCUAGGAGGCGACAGCGAGCGAGCGCAGGAGGUUGCGGGGGUUGAGAAUUCCCUCUUGCCUUACGUCUCCAGCAUGUUGGGGGCCCCACAUACUCAGAUCUUUAUGUGCCCUUUAUGCAACAAGGUCUUCCCCAGCCCCCACAUCCUACAGAUCCACCUUAGCACACAUUUUCGUGAGCAGGAAGGCGUAAGGGUCAAGCCGGCCAGCGACGUCAACGUUCCCACCUGCUCCAUCUGCGGCAAAACCUUCUCCUGCAUGUACACGUUGAAGCGCCACGAGCGGACACACUCAGGCGAGAAGCCCUACACAUGCACCACUUGCGGCAAGAGCUUCCAGUACUCGCACAACUUGAGCCGACACGCCGUUGUGCACACGCGUGAGAAGCCGCACGCCUGUAAGUGGUGCGAGCGGCGCUUCACGCAGUCAGGGGACCUGUACAGACACAUCCGCAAGUUCCACUGUGAACUGGUCAACUCGCUCUCAGUGAAGAGCGAGACACUCAAUUUGCCCACUGUCAGAGACUGGGCGCUGGAAGAUAGUUCUCAAGAACUCUGGAAAUGAAAGCUCAUAUAAUGGCAGACUGUUUGAACUGCUUGUUAAAUUAAUAAGAGAAAUUUUAGUGGCAUUUUGGGGGGCAGAGAGGUAAGAUCGGGGCAGAAUGAGGGCAGAAGGGUCUGAAUCAGUCAUUUUUCUUGUAUGUACUGUACAUUGCAAAUCUUGUCGAAUUGCACUUUACUAGCACAUGAAAAUAUUACUACUGAUUUUCUUUUAAAAUAUUUUCUGGUUACUUUAGGGUCUUUAGGGUAUUUUCUUUUCUUGUUAGAUUUUUAUAAAACAUGGGUGCUGGUCUCAGUUACCAUAUUUGACAGAAAAAAGCAUUGGGAUUUUUAACUGUAUUUAAUUUACAGUACAUUUCUAUACACUCCUAAAUUUUUAAGGAACUUCUGCCAUGAAAAGCAUAUGAAGAUUUCAGGUAAUAGACAGAGGAGUUAAAAACUUAAGGACACACUAAACGGGUACUAUGGUUAUAUAUUUACCUGUACACAUUAAGCUCAUGUUUGAGUAUGUGUGUGUAUAAAUAGUGCACUACUAUAAUUGCAAAAUCAUACCUGAUGUGUGACUGUGGUUGGGCAUGCAUGUGUAUUCAUGCUUUUGCACACACAACAUACACACACAGUGUGUGAGCAGGUCAGUCCUUUAAUUCCCACACGGAAGUCUGCACCAGAAGCUCUAAGCUCGCAUUACCUAAGCUCUUUUUCACUUGUUAUAGGAAACUUGACUGAUGGAAGACAAAAAGGCACUCGUGCAAUGUACAGCCUCCUUUUUCAUAUCAGUUUAACUGCAUUUUUCUAUCAUUUCUCAAUAUAAUUUUUGUCAGUUUUGGAUUUUUUAUUUGCUGUCUAUCCACAUCACUUGUUUGCUACUGAGGUUGGUUUUUACAUUGGCUGCAUUUCUAGAGAUUUCUGUAGUGUUUUAAGAUUUUUUUCGUUUUUAAAACGGAAUCUGUUGUUGCAUGAUGUCUGACCUGUAUAUUGAAAAAGAUUUGACUUGCUGUAUUGCUGUACACUGUUAUUGACUGAUUCAUUACAGUCAGGGCACCUGUCUGUUUAAAAAAAAUACCUUUAAUAUUACCGCUGUAGAAAUUGCAUGAAUUUUAUUUAACUUACUCUUUUUCGUUGUUGUUUCUCAUCAGAGAGUGUACUUUUUAAUUAAUUAAUUAAUUACUUAAUUUGAUUCCUUGGUAGAUUUGAUUUUACUCCUGAUCAUUAGAGAAUGAAUUUGGGGUUCUGGUAAGAUGUUAUUAUUCUGGGCUGUGAAGAUUGUGGAAAUGCACUGACUUUAGGCUGCAGUAUCUAGACACACAAAGUGAAUCAGUUUAUGCUCGCUGUAGGAUACAGGGGUGAACGAGGGGCCAGGUGUCAGCAGAGGCUGAAUGGCUAUGAUUAUUGUUUAGAAAGCUAGCGUGGCCCCUGCUAUGUCAUCUCAUGCACUGCUGUUCCCAGUGCUAGGUCUUCAACUGCUGUAUGUCUCAGAAUUUACUGGCUGUUGUCAUUUGAAUCAUGUCGGCUCUGUUUGUAAUUUAUUUAUUUAUCUGUUUAAUUGGCACUUGCUUCAGAUUCGAAUGCCAUGAAGACACAUUUGCGUGGCUGAUAGUGCAGCUCUUCUUUAUGGGUGUCCUCCAGUGCACAUCUAUAUAGAGAAAGCUGAAGGAUCUUUAAACAGCAUAAAGCUAGACACCGAGUGGUUUGUGUGCGUGUGUUUGUGUUCAAUGCAUAGGUGUUUAUUUUUUCUUUCAGAGUAGAAUGUGUUUGGCAAGGCCGGUGGCACCUUUGAAGCUUAAUGAAAUUAGAAUAAUGUGCAAAAGAGGCCUUUAUGAAGUUUUUAAGCCGAAUUACAUGCAUAAUUGAAUUACUGAAUUAACAUUGUUGCAUUUGAAUUUUUUUUUAUAUAUUUUUUUUUUUCAAAAUUUGUGAUUGUUAAAGAGUUUAAUGAUUAUCGUUAAUGUAAAAUUAGUGAUUUUGAAAAAUGUUUAAAAAAAUUUUUUUCUUUGAAAUCAUUUAACUUGCAAAAUUAUAAUAAUGUUUCUUUUUUUAAGAAUGUGAAAUUUCUUCUUUUUUUUCACAAAAAAGCUGUCAUUGUCAAAUUUAGAAAUAAAAAGACAAGAAAAAAGGAUAAAUAUAUGGACUAGCACUGUAGUUAUAGAUCAGUCACUCAAAAAGUGCUGGAAGGCUUGAACUACUUUAGUAAGAGAGGACUGCGUGCUCCACACUUGUUUUGUGGAGCAUAGAAGUGUGAUGCACACUGGCCUACACAGGCCAAAGGGAAGCAAAAAGUGCACUCUCCUCAUGGCAUUUUGCACGGUGGUACUUUUACCUUUUGCACUCUGACAGAAAAGAAUAUCUACUUUGGGGUUGAUUUGUUUUCUAUGCUUUUUCUUUAUGUUGUAUGUUGGCUUCUACUAUUGUACUUGACCGCCUUAAACUACUGUUAUCAGCUUACUUCUACUCAGAGGGUGAAAACUGGAAACGCUGGACAACUGGAUGUUUUUCUUUGACUUUUGGUCAAUGGAAAUGAAGCUGUGAAAUGGCCUAUGAAGCAUAUCCAUAAAUUAGAUGCCCCUUUAGUUUACUUGAAACCUGGGAACCCCAGUGUGAAGAACAACUCUGUCAAAUUCAAACAUAGUGGAUAAUGAGUUGGGAAUGGGAGAGAAUAGAAUUGAAGAAAAAAAUAUCUGUUGAAUUCAAGGACAAUCGCUGUCUGAAAAGAAGAUUUGUCUUCACAUGUAAUUGCUUCCCUCUUGAGAUUUUUUGCUAUGUUGACAUUGUUCUUUUUAUGGAUUUAGACAUUUAGCUUUGACAAUCAUAGUAUGUUUCAUUUUCUCAAGGGAAGUAAAUUAUGAGGCUGUUUAGUUUUGUACUUUUUGGUGUGCUGUUGGUGAAAUUUUUAAAUUGUGUGCAAACUGCAAUAAAUUAUAAGAACCUUCA